Cladocopium goreaui is the source of this 333-nucleotide messenger RNA. Lineage: Eukaryota; Dinophyceae; Suessiales; Symbiodiniaceae. The record is from the annotation of a GenBank genome assembly.
AUGGCGUGGCAACGGCCGAUGGCUGGCUCGGAUCUGCCUGAGCCUUUGCGAGCCACCGAUGGCUUGCGGCCGGAGGCCGCACCGGAAGAGAUCUUCACCAGGGAUACCAUCACAAAGAGGAUGCCCAAGAUCUUAGAUUCGGUGCUUUUGAAGAUGCCCAGCGACUUCAAAAUCCCUCCGGUGCUGGAGGGAGUGAAGAGACUUCAAGAGGAGAUGCGAAGCGAUGCGCAGCUGAAACUGCUGCAGAGCAGCAGCUCCAGAGUGGGCGCUGACUCGUGGAAUCCGCAUUUGUCGGAAUUUAUUGAAAGAGGCUACUUGGAGGCACAGUUGUAG